Messenger RNA from Anarrhichthys ocellatus (wolf-eel), 2800 nucleotides. RefSeq names its product proprotein convertase subtilisin/kexin type 2 (gene pcsk2). Gene Ontology annotation, biological process: peptide hormone processing. The coding region runs from base 286 to 2211 and encodes 641 amino acids. NCBI's taxonomy places the organism in Eukaryota, Metazoa, Chordata, Actinopteri, Perciformes, Anarhichadidae. Gene Ontology annotation, molecular function: serine-type endopeptidase activity. The record is from RefSeq and is a predicted model, not a curated record. Gene Ontology annotation, cellular component: membrane; neuron projection. The transcript has 12 exons.
AAAUUAAUUACAGAUAAGAAAGAGGAGGAGGAAGAGGAGCGAUAGAAAGCUGAGGAUGCAGGUUUGGUCCGAAACACACAACCUCCCCACUCUUAGCACACAGCAGGAGCGGCUACACCUCGGUGAAAUACAACUUCAAGUGGUCUCAUCAGCCGACGACGAGGAGAUGCGUCCGCAAAAGCUUUGAUUCGACCCCUUCACAUCCUCCUCCUCCCGUCUUUAGCCCGCACACUGAUUCCACUUCGACGGUAAGGCAGACAGGCGGAUUGACACAAGCCAGACACGAUGCGCGGAUCUCCCCGACAUGGGACAGCCGUGGGAUUUAUAGUGCUGCUGAACGCGCUGCUGCUUGCGACACAGGCUGCAGAAGGAGCAUUGACGGACCAUCUUCUUGUUGAGUUGCACGAGGACGCACAGGAUGAGGCGCACCAACUUGCAACACAACAUGGGUUCCAGAGUGCCCGAAAGCUUUCCUUUGGAGAGGGGCUCUUUCACUUCUAUCCUCAGGACACUUCAAAGAGGCGGAGCAAACGCAGUGCCCACAGCAGACAGCGGCUCCAGAAAGACCGCAGGGUGAAGAAUGUCUUUGAGCAAGAGGGUUUUAGUCGUCAAAAGCGAGGCUACAGAGAUAUCAAUGAUAUUGAAGUCAACAUGAGUGACCCUCUAUUCACAAAACAGUGGUAUCUGAUAAACACAGGCCAGGCAGACGGGACCCCUGGGCUGGAUCUUAAUGUGGCUGAAGCUUGGCAACUGGGCUACACGGGCAAAGGAGUUACCAUCGCAAUCAUGGACGAUGGCAUCGACUAUCUACAUCCAGACCUGGCAUCAAAUUAUAAUGCCGAUGCCAGCUAUGACUUCAGCAGCAAUGACCCGUUCCCAUUUCCACGCUACACAGACGACUGGUUCAACAGUCAUGGCACACGAUGUGCCGGAGAGGUGUCUGCAGCGGCCAACAACAACAUCUGCGGUGUGGGAGUCGCCUACAACUCCAAAGUGGCAGGUAUCAGGAUGUUGGACCAGCCCUUUAUGACUGACAUUAUUGAGGCAUCAUCCAUCAGCCACAUGCCCCAGGUUAUUGACAUCUACAGCGCCAGCUGGGGACCAACCGAUGACGGAAAGACGGUGGAUGGACCGCGAGAGCUCACGCUGCAGGCUAUGGCUGAUGGCGUCAACAAGGGGCGUGGAGGAAAAGGCAGCAUCUAUGUGUGGGCAUCAGGAGAUGGCGGCAGCUAUGACGACUGCAACUGUGACGGCUAUGCCUCGAGCAUGUGGACAAUCUCCAUCAACUCAGCCAUCAAUGAUGGACGCACCGCCCUGUACGAUGAGAGCUGCUCCUCCACCCUGGCAUCCACGUUCAGCAACGGACGCAAGAGGAACCCAGAGGCUGGCGUUGCCACCACGGACUUGUAUGGGAACUGCACGCUGCGUCACUCUGGAACAUCAGCAGCAGCUCCAGAGGCAGCUGGUGUCUUUGCUCUGGCAAUUGAGGCGAACCCUAACCUGACAUGGAGAGACAUGCAGCACCUCUCAGUCCUAACCUCCAAGAGGAACCAGCUCCAUGACGAGGUUCACCAGUGGAGGAGGAACGGCGUGGGCCUCGAGUUCAACCACCUGUUUGGCUACGGUGUGCUGGACGCUGGGGGCAUGGUGAAAAUGGCCAAGGAAUGGAAAACUGUGCCUGAGCGUUUCCACUGCGUAGCCGGAUCCAUUCAGGAUGCCCAUAAAAUCCAGACCGGCAACAAACUGGUGCUGACCAUCACCACUGAAGCCUGUCAGGGGAAGGACAACUUUGCCCGCUACCUGGAGCACGUUCAGGCGGUGGUCACUGUCAACGCCAGCCGCCGCGGCGACCUCAACAUCAACAUGACCUCACCCAUGGGCACAAAGUCCAUCCUGCUGAGCAGAAGGCCCCGUGACGACGACUCCAAGGUGGGCUUCGACAAAUGGCCCUUCAUGACCAGCCACACCUGGGGUGAGGACCCCCGCGGGACCUGGGUCCUGGAGGUGGGCUUUCAGGGCGAGGAGGCACAGCGCGGAGCCCUGAAGGAGUGGACUCUCAUGCUGCAUGGAACACAAAGUGCCCCUUAUAUAGACCAGAUAGUGCGUGAUUAUCAGUCCAAACUUGCCAUGUCCAAAAAGGAGGAGCUGGAGGAGGAGCUGGAUGAGGCUGUCGAGAGAAGCCUAAAGAGCUUGCUGAGUAAAAACAACUAAAGUCACAUCUGCAUGUUGCCAACUCUUUCACUUCCUCUUAUCUUCCUCCCUCUCAGCGAUCUUGCUCUAUCCUUCUCUAAAUCUCCUCUGUUCUUCCCAUUCUCUCGUCAUCCUCCCUUUUGUCUACCUCUCUUCACUCUGCUUUUUGUUAUCAAGUGUUUCAAUUAGCGCCCAACCUUCAAUGAAUGUUUCUUGUAAUCCAAUCAUGAUAAAAGUGUAACCUUUAUUAAUCUGUUCUACAUAGAGAAAGCAAACUAUAUCACCAGAAUUUUUACACUUUACAGAAUUGUACAUUGAAUCAAAUAUAAUCCACUCCCUCAUGCUCUUGCUUUAACUGCCCAGCACCUCUCUUCUGCCAACUGUUGUACAGUUUGUGACUGUAAAUGAUUUUCUGUGCCAUUCUACUUAAAGUUUAAUAUCUUGCAAACGGAGCAGUGAUACUUCUUUCUGUUGAUAUUUGUAUGUGACAUGCACUGUUAAUAUGAACAAGGAAAGGAAUAUGUGAUUUAUUUUGCAGCCUGUGGUCCUCAGUUCAUAUUUCAUAAUCUUUGACGUAUGCCAUAAUAAAUCUAUUUAGCUGUUUAUUUAA